AGGAAGAAGGCGAGAGGCAAAGCCUGGCGUCGGGAAGCACGUGGAGUCGCGAGCGCGGGAGAGGCGGCCAGGCCUCCCUGUCCGCUCCCCCUGCCGCCCGCCCCGGGAGGAGCCGUCUGCAAGUGUGUCCGUGAUGGCGAGUGUGCUGUCCAGGAGGCUGGGGAAGCGGUCCCUGUUGGGCGCCCGCAUUUCUGCACCCCCUUUGCUGGGGGAUGGGAUGCUGAUGACAGCUCAGGUUCAUCCCCUGCAGCCAGAACACACCAGAGCAUCUUCACAUCAGAGCACCCUUUCAUAUGAGGAUGGACACUUCAAGGAACACGUUGAAGCCUCUGGCAAUCAGAACCAAAAUUGGCCAGUGCUACAACCUGGCCAAAAGGUAUAUGUCUUUUACAACGGGCAAGAGAGUGCUGGGUUGGUGGAGUACCAUGACCCGGUCAGUCACGAAGUGAAGGUGUUGCUCCCGGAAAAAGGUUUUUAUGUCACUAGGAAAGAUGAAGAAGUGAGACUGGCUGAAGUUGUGAUGUCACCUCUCCCCAAACUGGAGAUGGGCCAUGGAACCCCUACAACAAUGGAUUAUAGUCCGGUUCCUGUGGUGAUGGAGCAUUGCACCUCUGCAGCAGACUUCGCUGCGACAUCUGCUUUGAGAUCGGUUUCUAGGAAUAUUGAUGUACCAAAAAGGAAACCAGAUGCUGCAGUGGAGAUGGAUGAGAUGAUGGCAGCAAUGGUGUUAACCAGCUUAUCCUGUAGUCCUGUGGUGCAGAGCCCCCCUAACAAUGAGGCCAGCAUCUCAACAUCCCAAGCAACCUGUGAUGCCUGGAAAGAAAGUGGUGACAUGUCAGAUGGCGGGAGCAGUACCACAAGCGGGCACUGGAGUGGCAUCUCCACUCCUUCUCCCCCACACUCAGAGGCCAGCCCCAAGUACUCAAACGAGGCCUUCAGUUCCCCACGGGCUGAUGAUGGCUUUGAAACUGACUCGGAUCCCUUUCUCUUCGAAGAGCCUGCUCCAAGGAAAAGGAAGAAUUCAGUGAAAGUGAUGUACAAAUGCUUGUGGCCCAGCUGUGGCAAAGUCCUUCGCUCCAUUGUUGGAAUUAAGAGGCAUGUGAAGACCCAGCAUCUGGGAGAUGGUGCCAACUCUGACCAGAGAAAACGAGAAGAGGAUUUCUACUACACUGAGAUGCAAGUGAAGGAGGAGGCACUUCCGGAGUCUUUAGUAGUUGCUCCCAAUCCCACUGCAGGUUCCUCUCCUAUUGUCAUCCAACAAGCUGCCUCUCAGCCAGAAGCUCUCAUUCUGGAUCAGGCAACCCCCUUGGAGCCUCAUCUGCCUAGCAGUGCCCUCAGCCAGUCGGCCCCCAGUUCUUUCUGGCACAUCCAGGCUGACCAUGCAUACCAGGCUCUGCCAUCUAUUCAGAUUCCUGUAUCCCCGCACAUAUUCACCAGCAUUAGCUGGGCUGCUGCAACCUCAACCAUCCCCACUCUCUCACAGGUUCGAAGCCGGUCUUUGAGUUUCAGUGAACAGCCACCCCCGCCUCCGGUGCUGAAAUCCCAGCUGAUUGUUGCAUCCCCCCCAAGAGCACCCAGUGGCACUAGGAAAGUCCGUGGCGAAGCCAAGAAGUGCCGCAAAGUUUAUGGCAUCGAGCACCGAGAUCAGUGGUGCACAGCCUGCCGGUGGAAAAAAGCAUGCCAGAGAUUUUUGGACUGAGAAGGAUGUAUUUGCAUUCACACCCCUUUCUGGUGGGAAGGCUCAGCGGUCUCUCUCUCUCUUGCAGUUACCCAAGAGCAAAAUAGCCAGAUCUCUGUAUUUUGGCCACAUCCAGGGCUCUGUCGUCUUGGAAGCAAUUCCUGGUGCUUUGGCAGAAAUCUCGCGAGCCACGUGUUUAUCCCAAGCUCUGUAUAGUCUACGUCUGCCAGGUUUUCUAACGUUCAGUGUUUUGUGGGAAAGCUUUUUCUACACGAUUUUUUCUUUUUUCUUUUUUUUUAAAUGACAAAUAACACAGCCUCCCUUACUAUCUGUAAAUAAGGAGGACAAAGGAAAAAAAAAAAAAGCUGAUUGCUUGAUCUAUCUUACAGACUUGUUUCUAGGUGGGUCCAGGGACCAAAGAACUUUGAUCUGUUCCCCGGUAUAGGGUGAGGUUGGCUGUGUGGUUGGAUCAAUUACUGCAAUAUGGAGGAGAGAAGCAACUGUUUCACCUCCCCUGAAGUCACGUAACCAUUUAGAGAGUGCAAAAGGAGGAACAGGAAGGGAACUAUUAGCAGAUGAGGACAGUUACUCUACUAAUGGACACUCUGUUUCCCUGUUAAUCCUCGGAUGCCCGCACAGGAAUUAGCCAUUUGCAUCCUUAAUGAGCACUGCUUUUUAUUUUGUUUUCUUUAGUUGCUGUUGGGAAACAAUCAUUGCUUUAAAUUGCAAGACCCAAAUUCCAAAUAACCCUGAAGUGGAAGGAACAUAAACAUAAUCUGAAUUUUCUUAGCAAGUGUAAACCCCAAAACAAAUGCAUUUUGUAAGGGUCUUAGAACUAUUGACUGAUGUAACUGGUGGUUUAAGAUGCAUCUUGAGCAUCCACAAUGCAACUUUUAUUAUCUGGAUACCAUAGUAACAUCACAAUCUCCCCAUUUCCACUCUACUAGGUGGCAGGCAGUAAAUUAAAGUUCUUCAUACCGUAUUUUUAAGCAAGAAUCUGGGUCAGUCUUGGCUUUCCCAACAGUGGGAAUGUUUUCUGGAGUAUGAAUUUGACUUGUGCAUAUCACAUUUUUAGUGAUACAGCUGGGAUCCCCCACCCCUUUACAACUGUGCAUUCUUCUGUCUUUUUUAAUUGGCUCCCCAAAUCAAGCCUAUCUUCCAGAGAAGAAAUAGAUGUGUAAUUAUUUCAUUGGGUUUCCUAUGAAUGGUAACGUGUUUGGACACUUUCAUUUCUCUUCUAAUUAUCGUAGGAGCCAACAGGUAAUGAGCAAAGUAGCAAAGCACAUAAAACCCCAUGAUUAUGCUCUUCCUUCCUCUUCAGGGUCAGCCGACCUUAUGCCAGCAGUCUAAACCUUUGAACACCAAGUGAAGCAGCAUUCCAAGUUUUGCAUAUGAGAAAGCCUGAGCUGUUUUGUAGGGCAUGCUGGUCCAUGUUCAGUUUCUUGGAAUGCCCAUUUAUUUUGCCCUGCCGCCCCAUUCAUUGUUUCCAUCCCAUCUUUCUGGCCACUGAGUGAUCCUAGAUCCAUAGUCUAUAGUCCCAGUCUCUCAGGAUGUAGUUAGAAGAGAAAGAAAUUGGAAAUUGGGAGGAACACAGAGAUAUGCUGGAAAUAGCACUUGAAGACAAGCCAACAUUGUCUUAGAAUUGAUUGGGAUUUGAUGAGUACAAUUUUCAAAGAUACUUGAGUCAUCUGAGGAAAAAAUGAGCAUUUUCCAAAUUUGUUUGGGGGGGAUUGAAAUAAUAACCAAUAAUUCCAUCAUUAUAAACUUGUAUUUCCUUCAUGAUCUAUUGGCCUCAAAACCCUGAAAAAUUGUAAUAAUCUAUCCCCCCACCAAAUUUCUGACUAACUAUUCUUGUUAUAACUGAAUUUGGGUUAAACUACAGUGAGAGACAGUGGAAUUGGAAAUGGUUGCCUGCUCUCCCAACAUACUUGUUUUGCCUUGACGCUUAAUGUUGGUUGUAUCAUCUACACAAGGAACUGUGUAAAUCCAAAGUAUGUUAGCCAAGCUGUACAAUUAUUCCUUUCAAUUUUCUGUGAUUAGCAUGUAUAUGUUAGAUUCAUAUAGACAGAUUUCCUUGCAAAUAUUGUCUGUCUCUCUCUCUCUCUCUCUCUCUCUCUCUCUCUCUCUCUCUCUCUCUCUCUCUCUCUCUCUCUCCCUCCCUCCCUCCCUCCCUCUCUCCCUCUCUCUCUCUCUUUCUCUCUCUCUGGUUAUCUGGUGGCAUGAAGGUAGGCCAGGCAGGAUCUCAGUAGGCUGGGGGAAUACAGUCCAAUAAACCAAGUAUUAGAUGGAUGUUGCAAUGGGUGGUAGUUAGCCAUAUGCCAUCAACAUAAUAGGCAGGGCUGAACUUCUGAGGCAAUUGGGUAUUUUAAGGAGUAUUAUGGGUGCCUUGGCAUCUGUUGGCCUAAGCCAUGCAUUUCUUUCCUUAAAUUUCCCAAAUCAGUUAAAAUGGAUCUGAAUUUUUCAGCCCUGCCAUGCAGGAGGGUGGGGGCUCUCAGGGCUGCAGAUGAUGUGUUGGAGGUGUGUGGAAGUUUACAUUCAAAGUUGGCAAACUCAAAAAUGCAUGAUCAUAGGUGGUGCAAUGCUGCUUCAGUGGCAAGCCUAAUUAAAUUUGAUGGCUAGCUUCACCAUGGAAGUCAUUGUCAUGCUAUCAAAGAGCCAUCAGUUUGGCUGAUGGGGAAAUCCGUUCCUCCAUUUUGGAAGUCAUGUGGCUUGGUUUGUUUUCAUUUUGGAGAUGUAAAAUGGCAACACCAAUAGUAAUGAUAAUGGAAAUGGAAAAUGAGGUAUAUUGUUAGGUAUUUACAUUGUUUUGAAAUUGGUUCUCUGCCUCUUUUCUCCCCUUCCCCGAAGCGUUUUGAUAAUCAUGAGCCAUAAACUAAAGAGAUAAGCCUCUCUGUGUAAAAUAGUAACUGAACUAUAUGUCUUGGAGAAUUAUAAUUUCCUUAUAUAAAAAUGUGAGCCCUUUUAUCUUUCUUUGAGGGUACUUUAAGGGAUGGGUGGAAGAGUUUGAAAAGGAAUUAUGUAUAUUUUUGGGGCUUGUUGAUUGCUUUUUUUUUUUUUUUUUUUUGUAAUCUUGUGCAUAAUAUUCACAGUAUGUCAGAUUUUAUUUUUGUAGCCUGGACAUCGGAUAGAUGCUUAACUGAUCUUGUAAUUAGUUACAAAUUAAUUUGUACAAAUUGCAAAUUAAUUUUUUGAAAAUUAAAAUCAAACUCAGAUUUAUAUAGUGCAAAUUCUGAAUAGGGAAUUUGGGAAUAUUGACGUUCAGAUAAGAGGUAUUACAAUUGAAGCUUCAGGUUUAUAAUCAAAUGUGGGAUUUUUAAAAAUGCAUUGCUUGGGUCACAAUAGUCUGAUUUCAGUGAAAAUGUCUUGGAACUUAAAAAAUGAGGAGCUUGGCUUUGAAAAUCAUGCCCCAUGCCAAAAUACACAUCAUUUGCAACUUCCAAGCUAGAGCCAUUCAUGUUUGGAGGUUUGGGGCAGUGCAAUUGCUUUUUUUUUUAAUGGACUAAACUAUAAAACAUAAAACACUUGGGAGAUCUGUUGGAGUCGAUUCCUAUAACUCCUCUUAAUGAAAAGAGAAAAUAUUAAAAAUACAUAAAUGGGCAAGGACUUUGAAAUCGUUCACUUUAAUGAUAGCACUGCAUUGCUCUGAUUUUCUAUGGCUAUCUGAGGCUUAAAAUAUUUUUUAAAAGGGAGAUUUUGGCUGUUUUCUGUGGCUGCCUUCCUUGAAGCUCUUCUUAGUAACUCUCUGGGUGGAGUGUCUUAUAGACCAAAGCAAUAAUAUGCAAAGCCAAUCUGUUGCAGGUUGACGAUCUCCAAAUAAUUCUUAGUGGGAACCUGUGAAUUUCAAAGCCAUUUCUCCUCAAAUUCCAAGACAAGUAAGGCUCCAAUUUGACAUUGAAAAUUGAGUAUUUGAGAACUAGGCUUGAUUAAAAUUCAGUCCCCCAAAGUAACGUUAAAGUUUGAAAAUCCCAACAUUUUUAACUGCUCCUUCUGCUUUAGCCAUCCUGGUAUGGGUGGAUCCUUGUAUCAGAGUAAAAUUGUUUCUUUUCUGAUUUAGGAGUGGCAUCUCUCAAUUUCGUGUUGAAUCAGGAGAGAGUACCGGUAGUCAACGAGUAUCUUCAAAUUGAGAUUUAAAGAUCAGUUUCUUCAGUGGCAAAAGUCUGGGUCUUAUGCUUACAAAAAGCAAGGUUUUGGGGGGUGGGGCGGGGGGGGGGUAGCUGUUGUUAGACUGUGAUUAAAAAGUUCUGGGGAGAAAAGGCCCUAUAAAAGAAUAAGCAGUGAAACACUGAAGCCUCUGGAACAAUGUUUCUUAUCCUUGGCUACUUUAAGAUGUGUGAACUUCCAACUCCCAGAAUUCCCUGACCAGCAUUGGUAGGGAAUUUUCUGGAAUAUAGGAUAUCCCUGUUAUGCCAUGGCAGAUUCUUGGAAUCAAAGUACUACUCCUUUUUACUAUGGUGUCAAAGGAAUAUGUGCCAUUUGCUGGUGAGGUUAGGAGAAUAACCAUCUCCAAAGCAUGCAGUCAGUGCUGUUCUCUUUUUUGAACAAAAAGCCAGCCUUUCUCAAAUGCCUCCCCCCCCCCAAAUUUAUAGCACUUAAUUUUGGAGAGUGAAAAGAAAAGCUAGCUUUCCAUGGGAAUAUAUUUGUUACCAGUAUUUUUUAAAUAGGACAUGUUUUUUCCCCUUUUCAUUUUAUUUUGUGACCUAUGCGGUACAAUUAGACUGGACAAUGUAUGUCAGUGAUUUUCUCUCCCUCCCCCCUUAUAUUUCUGUUUUUUUAACCAAGAAAUUUUGGAAUAUAAUUCUCUUCCCUUCUUCACCUCAAAUAUAACCUGCCCACAGGAAGGGAAAGUUGGAAGGAAGCAAUUUUAGGAAAUUCUGCUUCCCAAAUAAUGGUGUUGUAAAUGUUGUAUUUGCAGUGACCAUCUUGUCUUUUCCUUCAAAGGAAGAACCUCGUUUCUUGGGGCAGCCAUUUUGCAAGGGCGGCCUGUAUAUGUCACUAGUCCACAUUGUGAGUUGAAGAAACUGAGGUGCUCUGUCUUAAGUUCAUUUCUGCCUGUUCUGCCCACAGGAUUGUCUGUUUCCCAACCUUUGCUCUUUCUUGCAAUAGGCCAAAGAGAGAAUGAAAGAGAUCCCGAUCUGUAUCUAAGCCACUACUUUUUAUUCUUUUAUGAUUUUUUUAAAAAAAAAAUGCUUGCCAUUUCAUAAAUGCAACUAUUUUCCUGGCUUUGAAAAUAGCAGAAGAAAAAAAAAAAGUGUUUUUGGUUAUUUAGACCAGGGGUCUCCAACCUUGGCAACUUUAAGACUGGAGGACUUCAACUCCCAGAAUUCCCCAGCCAGCUUUGCUUGCUCCUUUUCCCCAUUUUUGUCCAGCCCACUCUUUCUGAUUACUUGAAACAAGGCUAGUUUUUCUGUUGGAUUUGCACGAAACCUGUGGGUAGUGAGUGGACACACACUCUGUCCUCCUAGGAACAUAACUCACUUCCUGGGUCAAUAGGAUGCAUCAGGACCCUACCAAGUGCAGCUUCCCAAAAUAAGGUCACUAAGGUUUGUUUUUAUUACUGAAUUAAGAACAUUAGUGUAUUUCUGAUGCCAGAGGAUUUUAGCUUUAAUAUAGUAAUCAUUCCGUGGUCCUCUUGUCUUAAUUAAUGAGUGGUGCAGUCUUUAAUUCUUCCAUUUUGAUUGUAGUUACUUUGGAUUACACCAGCCUUUCUCAACUUUAAGCUGUGAGGAUUUUAAGCAUGCUGGGAGUUGAAGUCUACACAGCUUAAAAGAUGCUGAGGUUAAAAAAUGGAUUACAGGAUUGAUUUCUAAAUCUUAUAUCCAUUUUUCAAAAAUUAACUCAAAGAUCUAAGAUCUGCAAAUACCACUGUGGACUGCGUUAUUUUUUUUUAAGGGAAGGGGGAAAAUUGUGACUUGUGCACACAUAUAUAACCAUUUUAUUAGCGCUAACCGGGGCCUAUUUCUUAUUCAUGCUGUGCACUGUGAACCCUUGAUUUUGUUAUUUCAAACAAAAGCCACCCAUUUUAUGUAGCAAAAUCAGCAUACUGGAAAUACCACCAACCAGGUGUCCCAUCUGCUGCGUCGGACUCCAGCUCCCGUAAUUACUAAUCAGCAUGGAGACUGGGAAUGAUGGAAACCAAAACACCUCGAUGAGGUUUAGAUGUAGAACUCCAAAAUUCAAUUACAGUAAUUUAAUGUGUCCAAUUUUUUUUUUAUUAAAUGUCUUUGCUUUCAAAUAGGAGAAGUGGAAUUGAUUUCCAAAUAAAAGGGCUAUAUGAUUGCACAACGGUGUAGAUAUAUAUAUAUAUGUGUACUGAGUGCAGAUGUGCGUGUGCCAUGCCUUGUUUAGGCAUGUGAAGACAUUUUGCCAGCUCAUCCUCUGGGAUCAACGUGCAAUUCUAGGCAGAUAGGAUUCUCCCCUAAAACUGAAUGCACACAUUAACUGCAAUGCAGGGUAGAGAACUAGGAAACUAUUUGGGUCUUAUCAUUCUGCUUUUACAUAGAGCAACACAAAUUGAAGAGGGAACUAGCCUUCUUAGAAGAUCAAGAAUAAGCCUGUUAAAACCUCAGUUGUUAAGAUCACCUUAAAGCCGUUACUCGGUUGGUUUUCUGAGCUUGAGAUUGGUGAGCUUGGCUUUUUGAACUUCUUAAGCAUGAGAGAUUUUUUGGGGGAAAAAAGGAAUGAAGGUAGGAGUGGCUGAAUAGUUCUUGUAAUCUGCAAACCGCUGCUCUUUUGAUGGUGAUAUGCUAUCAAGCCUAAGGGGAGGGGGAAAUCUGUUGUAUCGUGAAUUGCUAUCUAAUUGGAGCUUUUCUUUUGAUCGUCUUCCAAGUAUUAUUUUUUAUUGUAAACAAAAAAUGUGAAAUGUAAUUUUUACAACAGCAAUAUGAAAUAUAUUUUAUAAUAAAAGGAUAUGGCCUGGUA
Pantherophis guttatus is the source of this 8596-nucleotide messenger RNA. RefSeq names its product zinc finger protein 395 (gene ZNF395). The record is from RefSeq and is a predicted model, not a curated record. Gene Ontology annotation, molecular function: RNA polymerase II cis-regulatory region sequence-specific DNA binding; DNA-binding transcription factor activity. NCBI's taxonomy places the organism in Eukaryota, Metazoa, Chordata, Lepidosauria, Squamata, Colubridae. Gene Ontology annotation, cellular component: nucleus. Gene Ontology annotation, biological process: regulation of transcription by RNA polymerase II.